AAUAUCAGAUUAGAGGUCAAGUCACUUACCAGUCCCACCAAAUUACAAUCCGAUCCAACUAAAUUAACCCGCCUCAAAAUUGACCCGACCCACUUCCCUUUUAACCCAAAACCAGUCAGCGCCUUUGUCUUCUGCACUGUUCCGGCGAAGAGCUUCUAGCUCCGGUGAACCGGAGCAACUAGCAACGUGGAUCUUGUUCUUUUCAGGCUGACAGUACAAUUGAAUCCAUGGCAUCUUCUUCCUCUUUUGCGAGUAAUUCACAAAACUGUCCUCGAUGGAAGUACGAUGUCUUUUUAAGUUUUAGAGGUGAAGAUACUCGAAAAACAUUUACGGGUCAUUUUUACGAAGGUUUGAAAAAUAGGGGAAUAUUCACCUUUCAAGAUGAUAAAAGGCUAGAGCAUGGAGAUUCCAUCCCAAAAGAACUCUUGAAAGUUAUCAAAGAUUCUCAAGUUGCACUCGUCGUUUUCUCAAGGAAUUAUGCUACAUCGAGGUGGUGCUUGAAUGAACUAGUGAAGAUCAUGGAAUGCAAGGAGGAAAAAAAUGGACAAAUAGUCGUACCAAUCUUCUAUGAUGUGGAUCCAUCACAUGUUCGAUACCAAAGUGAGAGCUUUGCAGAAGCAUUUGCCAAACAUGAAGUAAGGUAUAAGGGUGACGGUGAUGAGGGGAUGCAGAAGGUGCAAGGAUGGAGGAAUGCCCUAACUGCUGCCGCAGAUCUAAAAGGAUAUGAUAUCCGUGACGGGAUCGAAGCAGAGUAUAUUCAACAGAUCGUUGAUCACAUCUCUUCCAAAUUAUGCAAGAGUGCUUAUUCUUUAUCUUCGUUGCAAGAUGUUGUGGGAAUAAAUGCUCAUUUAGAGAAACUAGAAUCCCUACUUCAGAUAGAAGUCAAUGAUGUUCGGAUCGUAGGGAUUUGGGGAAUAGGUGGAGUUGGUAAAACGACUAUAGCAAAAGCCAUCUUUGAUACUCUAUCUUGUCAAUUUAAAGCUUCUUGUUUUCUAGCAGAUGUUAAAGAAAAUGCAAAUUAUAAUCAACUGCAUUCUUUACAAAAUUCCCUUCUCUCUGAACUGUUAAGAAAAAAAGAUGAUUACGUCAAUAAUAAGUAUGAUGGAAAGUACAUGAUUCAGAGUAGACUUUGUUCUAUGAAGGUGCUAAUUGUGCUUGAUGACAUAGAUCAUGGUGAUCAUUUGGAGUAUUUAGCAGGUGAUGUUGGUUGGUUUGGUAAUGGCAGCAGAAUUGUUGUAACAACUAGAAAUAAACAUUUGAUAGAGAAGGAUGAUCCAAUAUACGAAGUGUCUACACUAUCUGAUCAAGAAGCUAUUCAAUUGUUCAAUCGACAUGCUUUCAGAAAAGAAAUUCCAGAUGAACGUUUUAUGAAGUUCUCGUUGGAGGUAGUAAAUCAUGCUAAAGGCCUUCCUUUAGCCCUCAAGGUGUGGGGUUCUUUGUUGCAUAAUAAAGGCCUAACUCAAUGGACUAGCACUGUUGACCAAAUUAAGAAAAACUCCAGUUUAGAAAUUGUUAAAAAGCUCAAAGUAAGUUAUGAUGGUUUAGAGCUUGAAGAGCAAAAGAUAUUUCUAGAUAUAGCAUGUCUCUUACGAGGAAAAAGAAAAAAAAUAGUCACGCGAAUCCUUGAGAGCUGUGGUUUUGGAGCUGAACAUGGAUUGGAUGUCUUAAUUGACAAAUCUCUUGUGUUCAUCUCCAAAAAUGAUGAGAUUGAGAUGCAUGAUUUGAUUCAAGAUAUGGGUAGAUAUGUGGUAAAAAUGCAAAAAGAUUCGGGAGAACAAAGCAGACUCUGGGACGUUGAAGAUUUCGAAGAAGUGAUGGUCAACAAUACUGGGACCAAGGCAAUGGAAGCAAUCUGGAUAUAUAAUGUUAAAAAGCUAUGCUUUACUAAAAAAGCCAUGAAAAACAUGAAAAGGCUUAGAUUAUUAUCCAUCUUCGGUUUUCAGGCCUGUGAUGACUCCAUUGAAUACCUGCCCAACAACUUGCGCUGGUUUGUCUGUCGUAGUUAUCCUUGGGAGUCAUUCUUAGAAAACUUUGAACCUAAAAAGCUUGUUUAUCUUGAUCUCCAGAGCAGUUCGCUGUGUAAAUUAUGGACUGGAGCAGAGCAGCAUUUGCCGUCUUUGCGAGAGCUAGAUCUCAGCUACUCUAAAAGCCUGAUGCGAACACCAGAUUUCACGGGGAUGCCAAAUUUGGAGUAUUUGUAUCUGCGUAAAUGUAAGAAUCUUGAAGAGGUUCACCAUUCCGUGGGAAGUUGCAGAAAACUCGUUCAUUUAUGUUUGACUUGUUGUAAACGCCUUAAGAGGUUUCCGUGUGUUAAUGUGGAAUCUAUUGAACGUCUUUACCUAGAUGAGUGCUAUGGUUUAGAGAAAUUUCCAGAAAUCCUCGGAAGAAUGAAGUCAGAGUUAGAGAUCAGGAUAAACUGGUCUGGGCUAAGGGAAAUACCAUCAUCUAUUAUUCAGCAAUACGCAUGCCGUCUUACAAAGUUAAAUUUGAGUUCUAUGCAAAACCUUGUAGCUCUUCCAAGCAGCAUUUGUAAGUUGAAAGGUUUGCUGAAGCUAGAUGUGUCGUUCUGCUUUAAACUUGAAAGCUUGCCAGAAGAGAUUGGUGAUUUAGAAAACUUGGAGGAGCUUGAUGCCAGCUAUACCCUAAUCUCACGACCUCCGUCUUCCAUCAUCUGCUUGAACAAGCUUAAAUUGUUGACUUUUUCCAAACAAAAUUUACAAUGCGGAGUGUCCUUUGUGUUCCCUGAGGUGAAUGAAGGGUUACGCUCAUUGGAAGAUCUGGAUCUCAGGUACUGCAAUUUAAUAGAUGGAGGACUUCCGGAAGACAUUGGAUGCUUAUCCUCGUUGAAAAAAUUGUAUCUCAACAGAAAUAACUUUGAGUAUUUGCCUCAAAGCAUAGCCCAACUUAGUGCUCUUCAAUCGUUGGACUUGUCAGAUUGCUACAGGCUGAAAGAGUUUCCAGGUUUCAUGGGGAUGCUAAACUUGAAUACUUUGAAACUCAAUGGCUGCAAUUUAAUAGAUGGAGGACUUCCAGAAGACAUUGGAUGCUUAUCCUCUUUGAAAGAGUUGAAUCUCAGUGGAAAUAGUUUUGAGUAUUUGCCUCGAAGCAUAGCCCAGCUUGGUGCUCUUCGAUCCUUGGACUUAUCAGAUUGCAAGAGGCUUACACAGCUGCCAGAAUUUCCACAGCAGCUACAUACAAUCGAUGCAGAUUGGAGAAAUGAUUUGAUCUGUAAUUCGUUGUUUCAGAAUAUCUCAUCAUUACAGCAUGACAUUUGUCCAUCAGAUUCCUUAUCAGUAAGAGUGUUCACCUCUGAGGGGGAUAAUAUACCAAGAUGGUUCCACCAUCGGGAAGAUGGUAGAAUUAUAUUUGUCAAUUUGCCUAAAAAUUGGUAUGUACGUGACAACUUCUUAGGAUUUGCUGUAUGUUUCUCUGGCCAAUUUAUUGAUGGCAUAGCUCACUUGUUCUGUUAUCAUGGGAGGCCGGUGACGUGUAUCGCCCAGAAACUUGCCUUAUCCACUUCCAUUCCUUCAGAAUAUCUUCAUAAACAUGGUAUUCAUUUUUUCUUGGUACCUCUUACUGGCUUAUUGGAUAAAUUGAAGGCAAAUGGAAAAACACCAAAUGACUUUGGGUGCAUUAAGUUAACUUUUCCUGAAGAAGCGAAGAAGUGUGGACUUCAUUUGUUGUAUAAACACCAUCACUCUGUGACCAGAAUCUGUCGAAUACUCUGCAAACUGGGAUCAUGGUACUUUGAGAACAACAUCAGUGAACUCCAGCGUAUGAAGGACACAUGUUUCUUCUGUUUGAUUGAAUCAGAAUGUAUCCGAGAACUUAUAGACGAUGUUUCUUCCAAAUUAUGCAAGACUUCUUCAUCUUAUUUGCAAGAUAUUGUGGGAAUAGAUACUCAUUUGGAGAAAGUAAGAUCCCUGCUAGAGAUGGAAACUAAUGAUGUUCGGAUUUUGGGGAUCUGGGGAAUGGGGGGAGUCGGUAAAACGACUCUAGCAAGAGCUGUUUUUGAUACACUCUCACCUCAGUUUCAGGGUGCAAGUUUCCUUGCAGAUGUAAAAGAAACUAACACAGAUGAAAUGCAUUCUUUACAAAAUAUCCUUCUCUCUGAACUGUUAAGGGAAGACAAAAAAUAUGUGAAUAAUAAGGAGGAAGGGAAGCGUCUGAUGGCUCAUAGAUUUCGUUUUAUGAAGGUUCUAGUUGUGCUUGAUGACAUAAAUCAUUAUGAUCAUUGGGAGUAUUUAGCAGGGGAUCUUCGUUGGUUUGGCAGUGGGAGCAGAAUUAUUGCAACAACUAGAAACAAGCAAAUUAUAGGAAAGAAUAAUGUAGUAUAUGAAGUGACUACACUACUCGGACAUGAUGCUAUUCAGUUGUUCAAUCAUUAUGCUUUCAGCGAAGCUCCAGAUGAGCAUAUUAAGGAGCUGGCGUUGGAGGUAGUAAGUCAUGCUAAAGGCCUUCCUUUAGCGUUGAGAUUGUGGGGGAUUUGGUUGCAUAAUCAAGAUACAACUAUGUGGAGAGAAGUUGUAGAUAUGAUAAAGAGAGAAUCUAGUCCAGACAUUGUUAAAACCCUCAAAAUAAGUUUUGAAGGUUUGCAGGAUAAAGAGAAAACGAUAUUUCUAGAUAUCGCAUGCUUCUUUAGAGGGAUGAGGAAAGAUGAGGCCAUUGAAAUUCUUGAGAGCUAUGAUUCGGGGGCCCAUAUCAGAUUGCGCGGUCUAAUUGAGAAAUCUCUUGUAUUCAUCACUAUAUAUGAUACAAUUCAAAUGCAUGACUUAAUUCAAGACAUGGGUAGAUAUGUAGUGAAAAAACAAAAGGAUUCCGGAAAAUGUAGCAGAAUAUGGAAUGCUGAAGAUUUCGAAGAUGUGAUCGUCAACAGCACUGUGACCAUGGCACUGGAAGCAAUCUGGUUUACUAAUCCUGAAGAAGUAUACUUAAGCAAAGACGCAAUGAUAAAUAUGCAAAGGCUUAGGAUAUUACGGAUACUACGUCCAUGGGGUUCCCAAAGUGAUUUAAAAGAUGACUCUAUUGAGUACCUUUCCAACAACUUGUGUUGGUUUGUCUGGUAUGGUUAUCCUUGGAAGUUAUUGCCAGAAAAUUUUAAUCCGAGAAGGCUUGUUCAUGUUGAUCUCCGAUGGAGUUUAUUACAUUAUUUAUGGAACGAAACAAAGCUGCAGCAAUUUAUGUCUCUACGAUGGAUAGAUCUAAGUGAAUCCAAAAGCCUGAAGAGAACACCUGAUUUCAAGGGGAUGCCAAAUUUGGAGUAUUUGAAUCUAAGGAAAUGUACGAGUCUUGAAGAAGUUCAUCCUUCCCUCAAGUAUUGCAAAAAACUGAUUGAGUUAAAUUUGUCUUUUUGUACCAAACUUGAGAGGUUUCCAUAUGUUAAUGUGGAAUCUCUUGAAUCUGUGAAUCUAAGCUUCUGUUGUAGUUUAGAGAGAUUUCCAGAAAUCCUUGGAAUAAGGAAGCAGGGAACUGCCAUAAAGAUUAGGAUGUCAUACUCUAGGAUAAGGGAACUGCCAUUUUCUUUCUUUGAUCUCCAACCUCAUCUUACAGAGCUACAUUUGAAUGGUAUGGAAAACCUUGUAUCACUUCCAAGCAGCAUUUGUAAGCUGAAAGUCUUGGUGAAGCUGAAUGUGUCCAACUGCUCAAAACUUGAAAGCUUGCCAGAAGAAAUAAGUGAUUUAGAAAACUUGGGGGAGCUUGAUGCCAGUUAUACUCUAAUCUCACGACCUCCGUCUUCCAUCAUCCGGUUGAACAAGCUUAAAUGGUUGAAUUUUGAAAAUAAUAAAUCAGACGAUGAAGUGAACUUCGUGUUCCCUCCCGUGAGUAAAGGGUUACGCUCAUUGGAAUAUCUGGAUCUCAAUUACUGCAAUAUAAUAGAUGGAGGACUUCCGGAAGACAUUGGAUCCUUGUCCUCUUUGAGAUACUUGCUUCUCGAGAGUAAUAAUUUUGAGCAUUUGCCUCAAAGCAUAUCCAAACUUGGUGCUCUUCGAUACUUGGAAUUAUUAGAUUGCAAGAAGCUUACACAGCUACCAGAAUUACCACAGCAAUUAGACAUAAUAGAUGCAGAUUGGAGCAAUGAUCGGAUAUGUAACUCGUUGUUUCAGAAUAUGUUAUCAUUGCAGCAUGACAUCUAUUCUUCACAUUCCUUGUCACUAAGAGUGUAUGGGAGUUUGGAGGAGGAUAUCCCAAGUUGGUUCAACUAUCAGGGAAGGGGCACAAGUGUAUCAGUCAAUCUGCCUGAUAAUUGGUAUGAACCGGAUAAGUUCUUGGGGUUUGCUGUAUGUUACUGUGGCGAAUAUUCUUUUGAUUGCAUCACAGCUCAUUUGAUUCCCUUAUGUGAUGAUGAUGGGAUGUCGUCAAUGGCCCAGCAAUUUGCCUUAUCCAACCAUUUAGAUGAAUCUGUGAUUAUUUUUUUGUUGGUACCUCUUGGUGGCUUAUGGGAUGCAUCUAAUGCAUAUGAAAAAACACCAAAUGACUAUGGCUGCUUUCGGUUAUUUGCCCCUGGACAAAUAAAGGAAUAUGGAGUUCGUUUGUUGUAUAAAGAUGAAGCUGAGCUUGGGAUUGGGAUAAGGAAGUGCAGAUAUGAAGAAGAGGCCACUUGCUCCUCUUCUAAGAAACAAAGGUCACAAGUAGAUUAAAUAUAGGUAAUUAAAUUGUGCUCUCUCUUUAACAAAGUGCAGAUGAAUGGAAAGACAUUUUUAUUUUAAUUACAAAGUGUCACACUCUUUUUCUAUUUUAACAAGUGCAACAAACACAUUUCUGAAAAUAAUGUAAUCUAAGCAAAGAAACACUGCUACAUAUAAUGUUUAUCCUCUUUGGAAGGGUUGUAUCUCAAGGGAAAUAAUUUUGAGCAUUUGCCUCAAAGCAUAUCCGAACUCGGUGCUCUUCGAUUGUUGGUAUUAUCAGAUGGCAAGAGGCUUACACAGCUGCCAGAAUUUCCACAGCAAUUACUCACAAUAGAUGCAGAUUGGAGCAAUGCUUCGAUCCGGUUGUUUCAGAAUAUCUCAUCAUUGCAGCACGAUAUAUCUGAUUCACAUUCGUUAUCACUAAGAAUGAUUACUAUUGAGCAUCAUGGGACAAAGAUCCCAAGUUGGUUCCACCAUCGGGGAACACAUAAAACUGUAUCAGUCAAUUUGACUGAAAAUUGGUACGUACAUGAUAACUUCUUGGGAUUUGCUGUAUGUUACUCUGGCAGGAUAACUAAAACCAAAGCAUACCUGAUUCCCUUAUGCAAUCGGAUGUCGUGGAUGAUCCAGAAUUUAUCCUUAACCAAGCAUCGGAAGUACCAUACAGAAACUUUGCAGCUCUUUCCGACAAGCCUAACUCUUGAUUUUGGUGGUGAAAUUGUUUUCUCUCUCUCUCUCUCUUUAUGUAAUUCUCUCCUUCUGUUAGCUACUGAGUCUUCUUUCAUAACCGAUAAGUUUUUAUUUUCGUUCGUCUUUCUCCUAUUGGCAGGAGCUCACCAAAUUAAUCCUCCAUCUUGUCUCCGUUUGUGCUGAGCCAUCAUUAACCGUGGUGUUAUAAGUUCACAGAAAAAAAGCAAAGUGUAUUUCCCAAAGGUAGCAACUGAUCCAUGGCUUUAAAACUUACUACUACUUCAUUUUGGUGCUCUCUCAAAGAGGCGUGAGACAGGAGUGAAAUUGAGUGCAAACUGGGGCCAUGAGAACAACAACGCUGGUAACUCCGCCUAUGAAGGACACACUUUUCCUCUGUUUGUAACAGAACAACUAGUAAUUUGUUGUUUCAAAAUAUCUCAUCAUUGCCGCAUGACAUUUCUGCUUCAGUCACUAAGAGUGUUUACCACAAAGGGGAAUAUCCCAAAUUGGUUCCACCAUCCGGGAAUUGGUAGAAUUGUAUCAGUCAAUUCGCCUGAAAGUUGGUACGCUAGUUAUAACUUUGUGAAUCUGAACUGCAACAAAAUUAGUCAUAGUAUGUAUAGCUGUUCUUAACUCAACUCCUCAUUCGAUCCGAUCUUCAAGGGAGGGAAAAUGUCUGUAUGGAGUAUGGCUGGAGAUUCUAACAUUAGAUUAGGUCACACAAAUCAUUGUUCUCUUAUGUCACGAGAUUGACUAGCUCACAAGUUUUUUAUUAUAUAUUUUUAUGUAUAUGAAGGUCUUGAAUAUCGUUGGAGUCGUGGAUGUUGUCAGCAGAGAAGGGACUCAUCGAGCUGCAACGAUACAGUAAGGACUCUCACUAUUUUAUUACAUGUAACUACUCAAAUCUAAGGAGCUGUCUGUCUGUUGUCUAACUUGUUGACUUCAAUCUUUAUGAAAACAAUAAUUAGUAACACUGCAUAUGAACGUCUUUGUUCAAAAUUUAAGCUGGUAGCUCCUCUCUUUUUUUCCCCAUUGUUUUUAUUUGCUUAGGUUAGAGUAUUACUCCAUAAAGAUAUUUGAUGUUCCUGAUUGAAGAAGAGGAGGAAGUUGUGUUAAUUACAAGAAUGUUAUGACUUGCUAAUUUCUUUGAUUUUAUCUAAUAAUAAUAUUUCAUUACUCGCUUGAA
Messenger RNA from Solanum pennellii, 8502 nucleotides. Its product is annotated as TMV resistance protein N-like. Gene Ontology annotation, molecular function: ATP hydrolysis activity; protein binding; ADP binding. The record is from RefSeq and is a predicted model, not a curated record. NCBI's taxonomy places the organism in Eukaryota, Viridiplantae, Streptophyta, Magnoliopsida, Solanales, Solanaceae. Gene Ontology annotation, biological process: defense response; signal transduction.